AGGAGGAAAAAAAAAAAAAUGCGGGAGAGAGCAGGAAAAAUAAGACGGGGAAAAAUCCGCCCGUGAGGGGACAGGUUCUGCUCGUGGCACAGAGCAAACGGGCUCGCCUUGUUUUUUUUUUUUUAAUUUUUUUUUUAAAUAUUAUUAUUAUAUUUUGUAUUUUCUUCUCGCCGAGAGGAUUCAGCCGCCUGGAAAGCGCAUGUGAAAAGAGCAGCAGCAAGGAGAGGGGAGGAAAAAAAAAAAAAAAAGGAAAAAAAGCGGGGGUUUGGCUUGGACCCCCCCGCCCCAGUGCGGGAGGAAGGACCCGCGGCGGCCGGAGGGCGAGGAGCUGCGGCGGCCGGCGAGGGAAGGGACCGGGGCUGCGUGACCCCCGCGGCGCGGGGGGAGAGGCGAGGAAGAGACGUUUCCCGAUCCUCCCCGCCGAGGAUUUGGGGAGGUUUCCGCGCCUGGAGCCCCUGCCUUUGGAUCUAAAGAGGAUUAUUAUUUUUUUGGGGGUGGCACUGAAGCUGGAUUUGUUCCUGUGCGUGCGGCGCGGGGGGGGGCAUUUCUACUGCCUCUAGAGGAGCCGGCGGCCCGGCCGGGGCGCGGAGAUCCCCGCGGAUCGCUCCGCACCCCCCGGGAAAGGUGCGCCGAGGGGAUCGGCGGGGGGCGGGGGAGGAGAGGCAGCUGCAGCUGCCGGGGAGGAGGCCCGGCGGAGCGGCAGCAAAGUCAUCGCUAUCGGCCCCCCCUCGGCUGGCUUCGGGCUCGGCGCUCUCCAUGUCUCUGGCUCUGGGCAGCGGCCGCCACAGCAGCGAGUAGGGGGGGAGGAGGAGGAGGAGGAGGAGGAAGAAGAAGGGAGCCCGGGAGUGCCUCCCUCCCUCCCUCCCUCCCUCCCCCCGGCAGCCCCGGCCGCCUCCCGUCCCCUCGCCCCGCGUCCCUGCCUUCCCCUCCCCAAGAUGGGCUGUUUAGGGAACAGCAAGACGGAGGAUCAGCGCAACGAGGAGAAGGCGCAGCGGGAGGCCAACAAGAAGAUCGAGAAGCAGCUGCAGAAGGACAAGCAGGUCUAUAGGGCCACGCACCGGCUCCUCCUGCUGGGUGCUGGUGAAUCCGGUAAAAGCACAAUAGUCAAGCAGAUGAGGAUCCUGCACGUGAAUGGAUUUAAUGCUGAGGAGAAGAAAAUGAAAAUCCAGGAUAUUAAAAACAAUAUUAAAGAAGCUAUAGAGACAAUAGUGACAGCAAUGGGCAAUUUGGCACCUCCAGUGGAACUAGCCAAUCCAGAGAACCAGUUUCGAAUCGACUACAUCUUAAAUUUAGCAAACCAGAUAGACUUCGAUUUCCCUCCGGAGUUUUAUGAACACACAAAAACCCUCUGGCAGGAUGAAGGUGUGAAAGCCUGCUACGAGAGAUCCAACGAGUACCAGCUGAUUGACUGUGCACAGUAUUUUCUAGACAAGAUUGACAUAGUCAAACAGAACGAGUACACCCCCUCUGACCAGGAUCUUCUCAGAUGCAGAGUUUUGACAUCAGGAAUUUUUGAAACUAAGUUUCAGGUGGAUAAAGUAAAUUUUCAUAUGUUUGAUGUUGGAGGGCAACGAGAUGAACGCCGAAAAUGGAUCCAGUGUUUUAAUGAUGUGACUGCUAUCAUAUUUGUGGUGGCGAGCAGUAGCUACAACAUGGUGAUCCGAGAGGACAACCAGACCAAUCGGCUGCAGGAGGCACUAAACCUCUUCAAGAGUAUCUGGAACAACAGGUGGCUACGGACCAUUUCAGUAAUCCUUUUCCUGAAUAAACAAGAUUUGCUAGCAGAGAAAGUUUUGGCAGGGAAAUCUAAAAUUGAAGACUACUUUCCAGAAUUUGCUCGCUACACUACACCAGAUGAUGCAACACCAGAGCCUGGUGAGGAUCCCAGAGUUACAAGGGCCAAGUAUUUUAUUAGAGACGAGUUUCUUAGAAUCAGCACAGCAAGUGGAGAUGGAAGGCACUACUGCUACCCUCACUUCACGUGUGCCGUGGACACAGAGAACAUCCGGAGGGUUUUCAAUGACUGUCGGGACAUUAUUCAGCGCAUGCACCUUCGCCAAUACGAGUUGUUGUGAUGGAGAGCACUUUUUUCUGUGUUUUGGACUCCUUAUUCCUUAUUAAAAAAAAGAAAAAAACACCCUUGCCCACAUAGGGUGGAAGAGAACUGUUUGAAUCUCCCAUUGAUUUGCACCCCUCAACUUUUUCUCCUUGCUGGACAAUAGCAGCACUUCUAAGCUUGCUUCUGUACCCCUCGGACAGUUUGAGAUGGCCCCUAACACUUAAAAGGCCAUUUCCAUGAGGAUUCCCUAACACUGUUAUUAACAAAAAAAGAGAGAAAAAAAAACCCAAACCAAAACAAACAAAAAGAAAUAAAACCUAAUUAAUUAAAA
Molecule: messenger RNA, 2390 nt
Organism: Onychostruthus taczanowskii (white-rumped snowfinch)
Lineage: Eukaryota; Metazoa; Chordata; Aves; Passeriformes; Passeridae
Gene: GNAS
Product: GNAS complex locus
Exons: 12
Coding region: 936-2075 (379 amino acids)
Biological process (GO): adenylate cyclase-activating dopamine receptor signaling pathway; sensory perception of chemical stimulus
Cellular component (GO): heterotrimeric G-protein complex
Molecular function (GO): ionotropic glutamate receptor binding; beta-2 adrenergic receptor binding; G-protein beta/gamma-subunit complex binding
Source: RefSeq, a predicted model, not a curated record